Girardinichthys multiradiatus is the source of this 1658-nucleotide messenger RNA. RefSeq names its product exoribonuclease 1 (gene eri1). The transcript is spliced from 7 exons. NCBI's taxonomy places the organism in Eukaryota, Metazoa, Chordata, Actinopteri, Cyprinodontiformes, Goodeidae. The record is from RefSeq and is a predicted model, not a curated record. Gene Ontology annotation, biological process: exonucleolytic trimming to generate mature 3'-end of 5.8S rRNA from tricistronic rRNA transcript (SSU-rRNA, 5.8S rRNA, LSU-rRNA). Bases 317 to 1336 code for a protein of 339 amino acids. Gene Ontology annotation, molecular function: nucleic acid binding; 3'-5'-RNA exonuclease activity. Gene Ontology annotation, cellular component: nucleolus; cytoplasm.
AGCAGCAAUUACGUUUUUGGCGCAAAGCGGAAACGGUCGUAUCUUUCUAGCAAAAGAAAACAAAGUUUAACGCUGCAGCGGCGCUUUAGGAGACAUGUUUUUUCUCAGGAUGUUACAUUACUCUUAUUUUCUGUAAAUAGAUGACGCCCAGCUGCUAUACAGUGACAUAUUUGAGCUGCUUUUAGAUUUAAGGAAGCGUUGGUAUUAGUUCAUACUAGCUUGUGCAGAUAUUUUUGUGUGUAAAUCGAGUUUUUAUUUUGUGCAUGGGAUUUGGUUGUUUUAACAGUAACUGCCUUUUUGUGAACUUUGCCCUUAAAUGGAUGAACACAAGGAGAAUAUUCAAGGGAAAGACGUCAAUGUGAAAAUGUCAGGGGAAACCGAAGAUGAAAAGACGAAACCGUGCAGCAGAAUACGUCCUGACGAAGAAACUGCUCCUCAGACGUCUCAGCCCAACAGAGACUUCAGUCACCCGGUUUACAAAGAAAUCUCUCUGGCCAACGGCCACAUCAACCGCAUGUCCAAGGACGAGCUGCGGAUCAAACUGGCAGAGCUGACGCUUGACACCAGAGGUGUGAAGGAUGUGAUGAAGAAGAGGUUGAAGAACUACUACAAGAAGCAGAAGCUGGUGCAGUCUGCAGCGGAGGGAGGACCCACGGACACCUACUACGACUACAUCUGCGUGGUGGACUUCGAGGCCACAUGUGAGGAGGAUAAUCCCUCAGACUUUCUGCAUGAAAUCAUCGAGUUCCCCAUGGUUCUCAUCAACACACACACCUUACAAAUCGUGGACACUUUUCAGGCGUACGUGAAACCAGAAGUGAACCCACAGCUUUCUGACUUCUGCAUGAAGCUGACAGGAAUCCCACAGCAAACAGUGGAUGAAGCAGAUCCGUUUCCAGAGGUCCUUCACAAAGUCGUGGAAUGGCUUCAGGAGAGGGAGCUCGGGACAAAAUACAAAUACGCCAUCCUGACCGACGGGGCUUGGGACAUGAGCAAGUUCCUCAACAUCCAGUGUCGGAUUAGCCGGAUCAGAUAUCCUCAGUUUGCAAAGAAGUGGAUAAAUAUAAGGAAGGCUUACUGCAACUUCUAUAAGGUCCCGCGCACGCAGACGAAGCUGAGCACCAUGUUGGAGAAGCUCGGCAUGAAAUACGAAGGCCGUCCUCACUCAGGCCUGGACGACUCGCGCAACAUCGCCAGGAUAGCCAUUCGCAUGCUGCAGGAUGGAUGCCAGCUGCGCGUCAACGAACGCAUGCACGGCGGCCAGCUGCUCUCGGUUCCCAGCUCGGCGCCGGUGGAAGGAGCUCCGCCACCUCGUAACCCCGGCAACAGAGAGUAGAACCAGACGCCUAACGCAACAGCCUUAAAAUCUGUCUUUGCCCGCAUCACUUACAGAAAGAGAAAAGCAUUUUAAUUUGAGCUUAAAGCUGGAAGUGGGGUCAUCUGUUAGCUGUUUAUCUUUUUUAUUUGCUUUUCUUAAGGAUGCAAAUUAAAAUUAAAAUAUCAAUUGUUCAUGAACCACACAUCUUACUACUGUUAUGUGCCAUUUGACAACAUACCGCCAGUUUUUCCUCUUUCCCAGGCUAAAGAAAACUUCCUGCAGACUCUGUUGUUCCAUAAAUAUAAGAAUUUCACAAAAAUAAAUUAAUCGAACCUCUUGA